Molecule: messenger RNA, 705 nt
Organism: Olea europaea var. sylvestris
Lineage: Eukaryota; Viridiplantae; Streptophyta; Magnoliopsida; Lamiales; Oleaceae
Exons: 2
Coding region: 1-705 (234 amino acids)
Source: RefSeq, a predicted model, not a curated record
AUGAGUACCAUCAUUUGGAAUGUGAGAGGUGUAGCUAGUGUAGCUACUCGUCGGCGCCUGAAGAAACUUAUAGAGCUUCAUCAGUUGGGGGGAGACUUUUACGUUAUUACUCAUGAUGGAGAGCGCACAGGUUAUAAUACCCGUGAUCGAGGCACUACAGCUUUUUCUGAUAUGAUGUUGGACAGUGGUUUAGAGAAUGCAGGUUUCCUUGGGAAUCUAUACACUUGGACCAAUGGUCGGGUCAGGAAGAGAUUGGAUAGAGUACUCAUUAAUUCUUCAGCUCCAGCACUUUGUCGACAGUUUACAGUGAAGCACUUGAACAAGACUUCAUCUGAUCACUCACCUUUAUUACUUCAGUGGACUUCUGAUGAUGACUUGGGGCCUAGGCCUUUCAGAUUCCUCAACGUUUGGACUAAGCAUCAUGACUUUUUAGCAUUUGUCUCUCAGAAGUGGUCACUCCCUACUCAUCUUACGGAGAUGGCUGCUCUUUGGGAGAAAUUCUUCAGGAUGAAACAGGGACUGAACUGGUGGAAUCGACAUGUGUUUGAAGACAUUUUCCUACGAGUGAGGGAUGCUGAGGAUAGGGUUGAUGAGUCAGAGAUUGUAUUUGACAGUGACCCUACACCGGAACAUCGUGACAUACUAGAUCAGGUUCAGGCAGCUUUGAAGCAGACUUUAUCUAUUGAGGAGGGCUUUUGGAAGUAA